Messenger RNA from Penicillium cinerascens, 1065 nucleotides. Its product is annotated as tRNA 2'-phosphotransferase. The record is from RefSeq and is a predicted model, not a curated record. Lineage: Eukaryota; Fungi; Ascomycota; Eurotiomycetes; Eurotiales; Aspergillaceae. Gene Ontology annotation, biological process: tRNA splicing, via endonucleolytic cleavage and ligation. The coding region runs from base 1 to 1065 and encodes 354 amino acids. Gene Ontology annotation, molecular function: tRNA 2'-phosphotransferase activity. The transcript has 2 exons.
AUGGGCAACGACCCCAAAGAUGGCAAAGACAAGCGGAGUCGUGGCCGUGGUCAUGGCCCGGGGGGCUCGAGUCGCGAUGUACAAAUAUCCAAGGCCCUGAGCCUGCUUUUGCGACACGCAGCCGAAAAGGAAGGCCUGAAGAUGAAUGCCCAAGGCUACGCGAGUGUCGCAGACGUGCUACAAUGGCGGAAGCUUAAGUCCCUGAAAGUCACCUUCGAUGAAGUCCGCCAUGCCGUCGAUUCUUCCGACAAGAAGCGAUUUGCCCUCCUCCAUAUCCCCUCUGCACAACCAAACGAGUCUACAACCAAGGGCACUACAUUGCCCGUCACUACAUCCGGGUCAGAAGGCGUGGAAAAUGCUACCACAGCUGCAGCGGAGGAGGACCAGCCAUCCACCUCGGUAGUGGAGGCUCCCGUCUCACCUGAGGACCAGCAGAGUGCUACGACACAGGCACUCUCUGUCACAGAUGCUGAGCCAUCGAAUUUUCUGAUCCGCGCUACACAGGGUCACAGCAUUAAGACCGUGGACGCAGCAUCCUUCCUCGAACCUCUUUCGCUCUCCAAUGAGUCUGAGUUGCCAGAUACUGUUGUCCACGGCACUUUCCACGGGGCAUGGCCAGCUAUUUUACGAUCGGGCGGACUGCGGUGCAUGGGCCGCAAUCACGUCCAUUUCGCGACGGGUCCGUCCAUGGAGUCUGUGUUGGCGGCUCAAAAGGAAGAUGCGCAGAAGAACACCAACAAGAAGGACCAGGUCAUCUCAGGAAUGCGCAAAGAUGCACAGGUUUUGAUUUACGUCGACCUUCGGAAAGCUCUGGCGGCCGGGUGUCCAUUCUGGCGUAGUGAGAAUGGAGUCAUUCUCAGCGAGGGACUUCCUGUGCUCAAGGGGAAAGACAACACUGGUAGUGAUGCACAGAAGGUUGUGUCAGUGGAUUUCUUCGAUGUGGUUGUUGAGAAGAAGGUUGGACUCGGCAAGAUCUGGGAGCGCGGCGAAGUUUUGCAGGAGCUGCCGGCGAAGUUAACGAGUCGGGGGACUCCAAAGGGAAAUCCCAAGGGGAAUAAACAAUAG